Trichogramma pretiosum is the source of this 1669-nucleotide messenger RNA. It is a transcript of the gene ProRS-m, whose product is annotated as probable proline--tRNA ligase, mitochondrial. Gene Ontology annotation, biological process: prolyl-tRNA aminoacylation. The record is from RefSeq and is a predicted model, not a curated record. The coding region runs from base 262 to 1584 and encodes 440 amino acids. Lineage: Eukaryota; Metazoa; Arthropoda; Insecta; Hymenoptera; Trichogrammatidae. Gene Ontology annotation, molecular function: proline-tRNA ligase activity; ATP binding. The transcript is spliced from 5 exons. Gene Ontology annotation, cellular component: mitochondrion; cytoplasm.
CAGUUUCCAUUCGCAAUUCCUGAACCAUUGCUAUAUCGCGCUAUGCAGUACGAAAUUGUAGAACGCAGCUGCCGAGACACCGCCGGUCGCGUCGUCUGCUACGCUUUGGCAAACAUUUUUUUGCACGUGUUGCGUGCGGUCAGUGCCACAAUAAUAAAAACAACGAGCGCGAGUGGAAUAGUUCCGACAUAAUUCAUGAGUGGCAAAGUAUUUGGUGCGUGAUUUUAUGUUGAGACAGCGUCGAAAGAAACAACACGAACAAUGCGGUGGGUCAACAAAGUGUCGCAGUUGUUUCAACCAACGGUUGUCAUUCCAAAAAAUGCCAUGCCGAAGUCCGACGUCACGUCCAAAAGUUAUCAACUGAUGAUCAAUGCGGGCAUAAUCAACGGCACGAGCACGGGCAUGUACGCGUUUCUGCCGCUCGGCAUGCGGGUGCUGGGCAAAUUGCAGGCCCUCGUCGACGAGGAGAUGAGGCGCGUGGGCGGGCAAAAAGUUCUGCUGCCCAUACUGACGCCCAGCAAGCUGUGGAAGAAGACAAACAGACUGGAACAAGCGCAGCCGGAAUUGUUCCAGCUGAAAGACAGGCACGGCAAAGAAUUUCUCCUCAGUCCCACGUUCGAAGAAUCCAUCACCGAACUCGUGCGUCAAACGGGUCCUCUCAGCCACAAUCAACUGCCCGUCCGCCUCUAUCAAAUCUCGAGCAAGUGGCGCGACGAGAUGAAGCCUCGGCUCGGUCUCUUCCGUAGCCGCGAAUUCGUCAUGAAGGACCUGUACAGCUUCGACGCGGACGAGGCCACGGGCUCCGAGACGUACGAGCAGCUCGGCGAGGCCUACCGACGCGUGCUCGAGCGCAUCGGCGUUCCGUACGUGCGGGUGCGCGCCGACACCGGCCAGAUGGGCGGCACGACUUCGCACGAGUAUCAUUACGCCACGGAGAUCGGCGAGGAUCGGGUGGCGCGCUGUCGCGACUGCGGUUACGACACCGAGGACAUCGCGGCGAGACAGGUGGAAGGCGAGGCCGUCGCCUGCAGCAGGUGCAACAAGAGCAUGGAAAAGUUGCACUCGGUCGAGAUCGGCCACACGUUUUUGCUGGGCACUCGAUACUCGAAGCCGCUGAACGCCACCUACGUGGACGCGAGCAACAAGAAGCAACUGCUGUACAUGGGCUGCUACGGUCUGGGCCUGACGCGCAUCAUCGCCUCGGCCGUGGAAAUCUUGUCGCGCGACCAGGAGCUCAGGUGGCCCAGAGAGCUCGCGCCCUACAGCGUAUGCAUCAUCACGCCCAAGCAAGGCAGCAAAGAGGAGCCGGCGACGCACUUGGCGGAGAUGAUUUACCAUCACUUGGAGUCGCUGGGCAUCGACGCCAUCGUCGACGAUCGCGCCCACAUGACCAUCGGCAAGAGACUGGUGGAGGCGCGCAAGAGCGGCUAUCCGCGCGUCGUCGUGGUCGGCAAGGGCUCGACGAGUCUGGACAGGCCGACGCUCGAGCUACACGAUCUUUACGACGGAAAAUACGUCGAUUUGGAGAUGAACGACGUAGUCAGCGAGCUCGAUAAGUCGCGACGGACUUGUCGAGCCAGUUGAUAAUUAGCAUAUUUUCGUCACGAGUAUUAUUAUUGUCGUUUCGUUUUAGCUUUGUAAAAAAUAGAUGAAAUCAUUUGUUUACUCG